Wasmannia auropunctata (little fire ant) is the source of this 1330-nucleotide messenger RNA. RefSeq names its product forkhead box protein O-like. The record is from RefSeq and is a predicted model, not a curated record. NCBI's taxonomy places the organism in Eukaryota, Metazoa, Arthropoda, Insecta, Hymenoptera, Formicidae. The transcript is spliced from 6 exons. Gene Ontology annotation, cellular component: nucleus. Gene Ontology annotation, biological process: regulation of transcription by RNA polymerase II. Gene Ontology annotation, molecular function: RNA polymerase II cis-regulatory region sequence-specific DNA binding; DNA-binding transcription factor activity, RNA polymerase II-specific. Bases 66 to 1313 code for a protein of 415 amino acids.
AGCCAUGUUAUUCUUUCUGUUCGCAGAAUUCUAUACGUCACAACUUGUCGCUGCACAGCAGGUUCAUGCGGGUGCAAAAUGAAGGAACCGGCAAGAGUUCCUGGUGGAUGAUCAAUCGCGACGCCAAGCCAGGCAAAUCCGCUCGUCGCAGAGCUACCACUAUGGAGAGCACCGGGAGUCUGGAGAAACGACGCGGCCGUUCGAAGAAGAUCGCCGAGGCUCUGAGAAACGGCGGACUGCUGGCCGAGCCCACGUCCAGUCCCAGCAGUAGCGUCGGAGAGGGUCUGGACCUGUUCCCGGAUAGUCCCCUGCCGCCCGCCGGCGGAUUCCAGCUGUCCUCUGAUACCUUCCGUCCUCGCGCUUCGAGUAAUGCUUCCUCCUGUGGUCGAUUGAGUCCUAUACCAGCGGUUCUCGGAGAACCAGAUUGGACACCGACCUACGCGUCUUCUUACAGCCCGGAACAGCAAUUAGCAGAUACGAUCCUAGCAGGCAACCUGGCCGAGACGAUGAAACUGGAACCCUACCAAAUAUACCAGACAUCACCGCCGGCUAGCCAUCAGCAGCAAACGGGCCCGCCGCCGCCUUACUACGAAUCGCAGUACCAGAGGAAUAACGGCCUACGCACUUCGUCAUCCGCAUCCUAUGGCCUGCCACCUACUCCGCAGUCGGCCAAUCAGCAAAGAUGUCCGAUUCACGGACUGCAGUCGUGCGCCUGUCAGAUGAACCUGAGUCCCGGCAUGUCACCGUCCGGCAUGUCACCGUCGUAUCAGCAGAGCGAGCCUAGUCCUACGACACUGGGCAGCAAUCAACAGCAAACGCUGCAAUACAUGAUUCAGACGCAACAGCGUCAACAGCAGCAGCAGCAACAGCAACAGCAACAGCAGCAGCCGCCACAACAUCAGUCGCAGCAUCAGCCGGCACAAACUGGGCCAGCCGGUCCUAGCCCACCUAACACGCCGACACCCUGUCCCGCCGCGGCCAGCACCAUGAUGGGCCAGCUGAUGGGUGCGCUCAAUCAUUCCGCCCUCGAUGACCUCAACAUCAACAUCGAAGCGAUGCAUGGCGGCUUCGAUUGCAACGUCGAAGAAGUAAUUAGGCAUGAGCUAUCGAUGGGUGGCACGCUGGACUUUAACUUCCAGCAAGGAGUGAUGGGCACGGUACAGGUCAGCGACGGCAACGUCGUCGGCCAGAACGGCGGCGUCGUUUCCCAGAACACGGGCGUCGUAAUCGGCACGACGACCGGCAACGCGCCGGGCGUCUACGUAAGCACGAAUGCGGCAACCCCCGCCGCGACCCCCUCGUGGGUUCACUAGCAGUUAACCCCCCUGCC